Molecule: messenger RNA, 1116 nt
Organism: Parnassius apollo (apollo)
Lineage: Eukaryota; Metazoa; Arthropoda; Insecta; Lepidoptera; Papilionidae
Source: the annotation of a GenBank genome assembly
UUGGAAAAAUUCUUCAAAGGUUUUGGCCGCAUCAGAGAUAUCCUUAUCAAAAAUGGAUAUGGUUUUGUAGAAUUUGAAGAUUAUAGAGAUGCAGAUGAUGCUGUAUAUGAACUUAAUGGGAAAGAGUUACUUGGUGAAAGGGUGGUUGUGGAGCCGGCGCGCGGCAUCGACCGCAGUGCGGACCGGUACCGGCGCGACCGCUACUACGAGCGCGACCGCGGCGGCCGCUCGAGAUAUGAGGUGGAGCGCUCGUGGGGGGCGAGCCGCGUUCGUACGUCGCGAGCUCAGCCCGCGCCGUCGCCGCGUGACAAUGACUACAAUUAUAGAUAUGGACCGCCAACGCGCACCGAGUAUCGACUAAUCGUUGAAAAUCUGUCUAGCCGCAUUAGCUGGCAGGACUUGAAGGAUUAUAUGCGUCAAGCUGGCGAAGUUACGUAUGCUGACGCUCAUAAGCAGCACAGAAAUGAAGGUGUGGUGGAGUUCGCGUCGCACUCGGACAUGCGGGCGGCCAUCGAGAAGCUGGACGGAACUGAGCUGAACGGGCGGCGCAUCCGGCUGGUGGAGGACCGGCGCUCGUCGCGGCGCCGCACGCGCUCAUCGUCCAGCCGCUCGCGCUCGCGCUCGCGCGACCGUCGCCGCACGCGCUCCAGGUCCCGUUCUCGUCGUUCUUCGCGUAGCCGUUCACGCUCUAAGUCACGACCAAAGAGCAAGAGUCCAGUUGCCAAAUCUCGUUCCAGAUCGCGAUCAAAGGAGCGAAGCCGUUCCAAGUCAGCUUCCCGGUCCCCAUCGCGUAAGUCCGACCGCCGCGAGAGAUCAGCCUCCAACAAGUCGAUUGACAGGAAUGGGCGCCGUUCGACAUCCAGAUCAAAGUCCCGCUCGCCAAAAGACUCCAAGGAGAGGUCACGAUCACGAAGCAAAGACGCAGCAUCGCCCAAACGCGAGGAUGAACGCCGGGCCAGCAAGUCCCGCUCGCGCUCGCGCUCGCGCUCGGGGGCCCGCGAGCGCUCGGCGUCACGCUCUCGCUCGCGCUCGCGCUCCGGCUCGGGCUCGCCGCGCCAGAACGGCGACGGCCGCGACCGCGCCAGCACAGAUCGCUCCCCGCGCAGCGGAGAUUAG